Salvia hispanica is the source of this 1812-nucleotide messenger RNA. Lineage: Eukaryota; Viridiplantae; Streptophyta; Magnoliopsida; Lamiales; Lamiaceae. The record is from RefSeq and is a predicted model, not a curated record.
AUGGGGUCAGGAUCUGUUAAAACGUGGGAUGCCAUGGUAGACUUAUUUUUGGAGAAAUACUUCCCACCCAGCGAAGUUUUAAAGAGGCAAGCAGAGAUAAUUCAGUUCCAGAUGAAACCUCAUGAGACAAUCCGAGAAGCAUGGGCUAGAUUCAAGACACUGCUGAAAAGAUGCCCCAAGCAUGGUCUAAGUCCGGGACACCAAGUCAUAACUUUUUACAGGGGGUGUACUCCAGAUGCAAUGCGUGAACUGAAUUGGAGUGCAGGAGGAGCACUCCUUCAAUUAGGAGAGAAUGAUGUCAUGCAAGUGAUUGAGAGAGUAGCUUCCACUGAUGAAGGAUGGAAUAAUGAAAGAAAUAAGUCAUACAGGGUGGCCUCUGCUACAGAAGAUGAUAGGAUAGACAGAAUGUCAAAGCAGCUAGAUCUUUUGACCACUCAACUGGGGAUCAAGGAGAUGAGACAACCUGGACUAGAACUGCAAGGAGGAGUUGAAUGUGUCAACUAUGUGCACCAAGGAGAGAAUAACAUGAACUUCAACAACUAUCACCCAACCAAGGUGGUGGUAACUAUAACAACUAUGCAGAAAAAGCCUACUACUGAAGAUAUCUUGGCAGCAUUCAUGAAUCAAACUACCAAGUACAUGGAGAAAACUGACAAGUACAUGGAGAGCACUAGUCAAAGGUUGGGGAAGGUUGAAAACGAUGUGCAAAGCUUGAAUGUGCAUAUGAAGAGCAUUGAUACUCAUAUUAGUCAAAUUUCUCAAGCUGUAGGUGUCCAACAUCAGCCAGAGCAAUUUCCAGCACAGACCAUAAACAAUCCCAAAGACAACAAGGCCAUACACUUGAGAGGUGGUAAAAGCUAUGAAGGACCUUCCAUGCUUGUAGAGGAAAAGAAGAGUACUCUAGAGGUAGAUGUCAAAGCAGAUGAGAAUUCCAAGGGAAAGAAUAAGGUGGACAUUCAGACCAAGAAAGACGCAAUACUAGAAAAGUUUCCCCCUCCCUCCAUUCCUACGACAGUUAGAGUGCCCUUCCCAUUUGCGGUGAAAAAGAAGAAGAAGUUGGAUGAGCAAUUCUCCAAAUUUCUCGUUAUUUUUAGGAAGUUCCUAAAAGAUGUGCUCUCCAAGAAGAAGAAGUGGAUUGAUUAUGAGACGGUGAACAUAUCUGAAAACUGUAGUGCGAUAAUUCAAAAGAAGCUACCUGCCAAGCUUAAAGAUCCUGGGAGUUUCAAUAUCUCAUGCGUCAUUGGAAAUGACAGACAGACAAAGGCACUGUGUGAUCUGGGGGCGAGCAUAAAUUUGAUGCCAUUAUCAUUUUUCAGAAAGAUGAAGAUCGACACUCUCAAGCCGACUACAAUCACACUGCAGAUGGCAGAUAGAUCAGUCACCUAUCCUAAAGGAAUUGUUGAGGAUGUUCUGGUGAAGGUACACGACUUCAUAUUUCCCGUCGAUUUUGUAGUGUUGGAUAUGGAGGAAGACAUGAAUGUGCCGCUUAUCCUAGGGCGUCCAUUCCUAGCAACGGGAAAAGCAUUGAUAGAUAUAGCAAAGGGAGAGCUCACUCUUCGUAUGGGCAACAAACGACACAUUUUGUCUAUCUAUAAUGCUAUGAAGAGUCGUGAAGAUGAGGAACUUGUUAUGAAGAUGGAGUGCAAAGCUGUGCAUGUUGUAGAGGUCCAAAAGACACAAGAAAUUGAGUCCACAUUGGGGGAUUUUUCAUUGCCGCGGUGGAUGUUUGGUUCAUGUGGUGGAUCACUUUCUAAAGAAGAGACUGCACCAAAUUCUAAAGUGAAAGAGAAGAAAACAAAAGCUGCAAAUUAA